Messenger RNA from Aspergillus steynii IBT 23096, 621 nucleotides. RefSeq lists its product as uncharacterized. The transcript is spliced from 4 exons. The record is from RefSeq and is a predicted model, not a curated record. Bases 1 to 621 code for a protein of 206 amino acids. Lineage: Eukaryota; Fungi; Ascomycota; Eurotiomycetes; Eurotiales; Aspergillaceae.
AUGACUUCGGUAGCGAGCGAUGCUAGCAUCCGCAAUCUAAGCGGCACCUGGGUGAUGGACAAGACCCGAUCGUUCAACGUCGAUGGAGUGUUGAAACUGCAAGGCGUUGGCUGGAUAACAAGGAGGGCUGUUUCUGCGGCGACGGCCUUUCUGAAAAUAACCCAGGGUGCAGACGCCGGCGACGAAUGGAUGAUAAUAGAACCCUCCCUAUCUGGCGUUAUGAACGGAGGGCAGGAGACACGUCCAUUAACCUGGGCCGAGUUCAAGCACAAUGACGCACUUUUCGGCCUUGUCAUUAUCCGUACACACUACAUUGCUGGAGCGAGGGUCUCAGAUCAUCAAGUCAGACCGCUUGUGGAGCUUCAGACCAAAAACGCCGGGUCAAAUGUUGAGACUUUCUUGACCGAGGCUGUUGUCAUAGACCAAGGGGUGGAGUAUUCAGGAGAAACUGUUGCAAAAGCUUUCAUUCAUGACUUUGUCCGCAGCGUCAACUCUGGAUGGACGGCGGAGCAGAUCUGGGCAGUGGAAACGGUUGGCGAUGAAAAGUUCUUGACACGCAGAGUUGUGGUCCAAAAAGGCACUUCUUCCGAGACUGCUCACGUCUUUUACAAGCGUCAAUGA